AUGGGAGCUACCGAAGAUCCCCGCAGCCCUCCGCCUGAGAAGGUCGAGACUGAGAGCCAGCUGCAGUCGCCGGUGCCCAAUGACCUCCCCUUGCUCACUCGGACGACGGAGCGCAAGCUCAUGGCCAAAGUCGACUGGCACGUCGUUCCCUUUCUUUGCAUUAUGUAUCUGCUUGCCUUCCUGGACCGAGUGAAUAUCAGUAACGCCAAAGUCCUGGGUCUGGCGGAGGACCUCAAUAUCGUCGAGGGAACAAAAUACAACACGGCCUUGACCAUCUUCUUCGUCCCCUACAUUAUUUUUGAGAUACCUUCCAACAUCUUGCUGAAGAAAUUGAAGCCUCAUCUUUGGUGUAUGUGCUGA
This is a messenger RNA of Aspergillus calidoustus, 360 nucleotides long. Lineage: Eukaryota; Fungi; Ascomycota; Eurotiomycetes; Eurotiales; Aspergillaceae. The record is from the annotation of a GenBank genome assembly.